AUGGUUCACCUCACGCUUCUCGCUCUCUGCACGAUCCUCGGCCUUGCGUCGGCCCAACCCAAGUACGGCUGGUGCGGCAAUGGCGCCGACUUUUGCAACAACAACAACAACGUGUGCGGGUCUGCGCCGCCGUCGAGCUCGACGUGCCCGAAUGCGCCGCGUGCCGACGGUCGUUGCGGCCCCGAGUUUAGCAACGCCGACUGCAACAAGAACUCGGCGUAUCCGUGCUGCAGCAAGUACGGCUGGUGCGGCAACGGCGCUGGCUUUUGCGACUCGGGCGUCUGCGGCUCGUCCAACGGCCCGAGCCUGACCGUGGCGCCAACCAACCCCCCGAGCGGCGUGCCCAUCAUCGUCAACCUCGCCGUGCCGGACCACGUCGGUGUCGACUGCCCCGGCAUCCAGUCGCGCUGGCCCGCGGGCACAGUGUUUUGCGGGUCGCCCAAGCCGCCGGGCGCGGGCUGGGCGCCGUCGUGCGACCAAAAGAUGACGAUUUCGUACCAGGGCAAGGCGUCGACGUGCGUCAUUUCGUUCCAGGCGUCGGGCGUCGGUAUCACCAACGGUGCCUACGUCGAGAUCGUGCCGACGGGGUACAUGCAAUUGACGGGCGCUUCGUACGGCGGCCAGUUUCCUGCCACGUGCACGGGCACGUGCAACGUUGCGCGCAACUAA
Molecule: messenger RNA, 669 nt
Organism: Saprolegnia parasitica CBS 223.65
Lineage: Eukaryota; Oomycota; Saprolegniomycetes; Saprolegniales; Saprolegniaceae
Exons: 2
Coding region: 1-669 (222 amino acids)
Molecular function (GO): chitin binding
Source: RefSeq, a predicted model, not a curated record